AAUCUAAAAAAAACCGCUGAUAUAAUUGAGGAACAGUUCAAGUAUGCAAUAGCAUAUGUUGAUGCAUUAUGCUUUACCGAACUAUGCUUCAUACUGUAUACUUAUUUGCAAGAUAAAAGUGAAACGAAAACAUGGAUUGAUACGAUGCUAUGUGUACUGUAUGCUGUUAGCUCUUUAUUUCAUAUCACUUUUUUCACAGCACCUGCUUAUCGUCUUUAUGAAAGAGUAAUAGUUUAA
Molecule: messenger RNA, 237 nt
Organism: Loa loa (African eye worm)
Lineage: Eukaryota; Metazoa; Nematoda; Chromadorea; Rhabditida; Onchocercidae
Exons: 1
Source: RefSeq, a predicted model, not a curated record